This is a messenger RNA of Juglans microcarpa x Juglans regia, 3956 nucleotides long. RefSeq names its product protein transport protein SEC31 homolog B-like. The coding region runs from base 328 to 3714 and encodes 1128 amino acids. NCBI's taxonomy places the organism in Eukaryota, Viridiplantae, Streptophyta, Magnoliopsida, Fagales, Juglandaceae. The record is from RefSeq and is a predicted model, not a curated record. The transcript is spliced from 23 exons. Gene Ontology annotation, molecular function: protein binding; structural molecule activity. Gene Ontology annotation, biological process: endoplasmic reticulum to Golgi vesicle-mediated transport; COPII-coated vesicle cargo loading; intracellular protein transport. Gene Ontology annotation, cellular component: endoplasmic reticulum exit site; COPII vesicle coat.
AAAAAAUAAAACAAAAAACGACAAUUACAAAAAAAUCACACUAGCGAUCACGAAGAGCCAUAACUCUCUCUCGCAGAGGGUGAAGAAAGUGAGUCUCUUCACACACUCUCUCACUCGCGCGCGCGCGCGCGCACGCAUAAUCUCUCUCUCAGAUCAGAUCGGAACUUCCGAACCCCAACUUCUGAAGUUUUCGUCCAGUUUGUGUACACCUGAUCCAUUCUGUUCAAUUCAUUUCCCACUCAGUCUAUAAUACAGAUCAUAUAUACAUAAUAUAUUAGGUAGGAGUUUGAAUUUGGAUUAGUAGAUUGGGGUCUGAAUUUGAGAGAAAUGACUUGUGUAAAAGGAGUGGGUAGAUUGGCGUCGGUGGCGUUGGCGCCGGACUCGCCCUACAUGGCGGCGGGGACGAUGGCCGGGGCUGUGGAUCUGUCUUUCAGCUCUUCCGCGAGCCUCGAGAUCUUCAAGCUCGAUUUCCAGUCCGAAGAUUGGGAGCUUCCUCUUAUCGGCGAGUCGCCGAGCUCCGAGCGCUUCAACCGCCUCUCCUGGGGCAAGGCCGCUGCCGGAUCCGCUUCCGAGCAGUUCUCUCUCGGUCUCAUCGCAGGUGGACUUGUUGACGGUACCAUUGAUGUCUGGAACCCCCUCGCUCUGAUCCGUUCUGAAGCAAAUCAAAAUGCUCUUGUUGGACAUCUCUCGCGGCAUAGAGGACCAGUACGUGGUCUUGAAUUUAAUGGUAUUACCCCAAACCUGCUUGCAUCUGGGGCUGACGAUGGUGAAAUUUGCAUCUGGGAUUUGGCAAACCCUGCAGAACCUUCUCAUUUUCCACCCCUGCGGGGUGGCAAUCCUGCUGCGCAGGGAGAAAUUUCGUUUUUAUCUUGGAAUAGUAAGGUUCAACAUAUAUUGGCAUCCACAUCAUAUAGUGGGACAACUGUGGUUUGGGACCUAAAGAAGCAAAAACAAGUUAUAAGCUUUUCAGACUCGGUUAGAAGGCGAUGCUCUGUUUUGCAGUGGAAUCCUGAUUUUGCAACUCAUCUUGUUGUUGCAUCGGAUGAAGAUACUUCACCCUCUGUGAGGCUGUGGGAUGUGCGAAAUGUAAUGUCACCACUUAAAGAGUUCACGGGACAUACUAAAGGUAUAAUUGCAAUGGCGUGGUGUCCUGUUGACAGUUCCUAUUUGAUUACUUGUGCCAAAGAUAAUCGAACUAUUUGCUGGGACACUGUUUCUGGAGAGAUUGUCUGUGAAUUGCCUGCUGGCACCAACUGGAAUUUUGAUGUACACUGGUAUCCAAAGAUACCUGGGGUCAUAUCAGCAUCUUCAUUUGAUGGAAAAGUUGGCUUUUAUAACAUUGAGGGUUGCAGUCGGCAUGGUGUUGGCGAGAGUGAGGUUGGUACAGCUCCUCUGAGGGCUCCAAAAUGGUGUAAACGUCCUGUUGGUGCGUCUUUUGGCUUUGGUGGCAAGCUUAUGUGGUUUUGCCCUAGGCCCUCUCUGGCAGGUGUGCCAGCUGGUGGUUCAGAGGUUUAUGUGCACAACUUAGUAACUGAAGACAGUUUGGUUAGUCGAUCAUCUAAGUUUGAAACUGCAAUACAAAAUGGGGAAAGGCCUUCGCUGAGGGUACUAUGCGAUAAAAAAUUACUAGAAUCUGAAGCAGAGGAUGACCGUGAAACAUGGAGCUUCUUGAAGGUUAUGUUUGAAGAUGAUGGGACAGCAAGAACAAAUCUGCUUGCCCACCUAGGUUUCAGUGCACCUACUAACGAAAAAGAGUGUGUUCAAGAUGCUCUUUCCCAGGAAGUAAAUGCACUUGGACUUGAGGAUACAGUAGCUGAGAAGGUUGGAUCUGUGGGUGAUAGAGAAGCAACUAUUUUCCUUACUGAUAAUGGUGAAGAUUUCUUUAACAAUCUCCCUAGCCCCAAGACUGAUACACCAUUGUCCACCUCUCGCGGUAACUUUGCUAUUGUGGAUACUGCACAUGAUUCGAACCAGUUGCAACAGGAACCAGAUGUAUUUGAGGAGAGUGCUGACCAAGCAUUUGAUGAUGGUGUCCAACGUGCGUUAAUUGUUGGAGAUUAUAAGGGGGCAGCUGCACAGUGCAUAUCUGCAAAUAAAAUGGCUGAUGCUUUAGUUAUUGCUCACGUUGGUGGUGCAUCCUUGUGGGAGAGCACUCGUGAUCAAUACUUUAGGAUGAACCUUUCACCUUACCUAAAGUUUCACUCUCAGGUUGUUUCUGCUAUGGUGAACAAUGAUCUCCUGAGCAUUGUCAAUACCAGACCCCUGAAAUUCUGGAAAGAAACGCUUGCUCUUCUCUGUAGUUUUGCACAGAGAGAGGAGUGGACUAUGCUCUGUGACGCACUUGCUUCAAAACUAAUGAAUGCUGGUAACACGUUGGCUGCUACUCUCUGUUACAUAUGUGCCGGAAAUAUUGAUAAGACUGUGGAAAUUUGGUCAAGGAGUCUUCAAACCGAGCAUGAAGGGAAAUCCUAUGUCGAUCUUCUUCAGGAUUUGAUGGAAAAGACUAUUGUUCUUGCCUUGGCAACUGGGCAAAAGCAAUUCAGUGCAUCUUUGUAUAAGCUUGUUGAGAAGUAUGCUGAAAUUUUAGCAAGCCAAGGGCUUUUAACAACAGCAAUGGAGUACCUUAAACUUUUAGGCUCUGAUGAAUUGUCACCUGAGCUCGUGAUCUUAAGAGAUCGUAUUGCAUUCUCUACAGAACCUGAGAAAGAAGCCACAGGUAUGGCCUUUGAGAGCUCUCAAACACAAAGUGCAGCAAUAUAUGGUGCUGAUCAAUCCAAUUUUGGCUUGGUUGAUUCCUCACAAUCUUAUCAACAGGAAACAGCACCAUUACAGAUGCAGCCAAAUGGUCCUAGCAAUCCAUAUGGUGGAAAUUAUCAGCAUCCUGCUAGCUCUCCAUAUGGAGGGGGAUAUGGUGCUCCUACCUCAUAUCAGCCACCAAACAUAUUCCUUCCAUCCCAGACACCUUCCCAGCCAAAUUUUCAGGCACCUCCCGUCACCACCCAACCAGUUGCGAGGCCCUUUAUUCCUGCAACUCCUGCUGCACUUAAAAAUGUGGAGCAAUAUCACCAGCCCACAUUGGGUUCUCAGCUUUAUCCUGGAACCACUAACCCUACUUAUCAACCCAUUCGACCUGGGACUGGUUCAGCUGUCCCUGUUACAUCACAACCCAGUGCAUUUCCUGGCCAUAGAAUGCCGCAGGUGGUAGCUCCCACCCCACCCCCAAGGGGAUUUAUUCCGGUUAAUUCAGGGGUUGUUCAAAGACCUGGGAUUGGUUCAAUGCAACCACCCAGUCCUACUCAGGCAGCUUCUGCACAACCAACAGUUAUGCCCGCAGCUCCACCACCCACAGUGCAAACAGUUGAUACUUCAAAUGUACCAGUCCACCAAAAGCCUGUCAUUGCAACAUUGACAAGACUUUUCAACGAGACAUCAGAAGCGCUAGGUGGUUCACGGGCAAAUGCAACUAAGAAGCGGGAAAUAGAAGACAAUUCCAGGAAACUAGGUGCCUUGUUUGCAAAACUGAAUAGUGGGGACAUAUCCAAAAAUGCUGCUGAAAAGCUCGUUCAGCUCUGCCAGUCUUUGGACAAUGGUGAUUUCAGUACCGCACUUCAAAUCCAGGUAUUACUUACAACCAGUGAGUGGGACGAGUGCAACUUCUGGCUAAAUACACUAAAGCGAAUGAUCAAGACAAGACAGAAUGUGAGAUUGCACUAAACGAGGUUAAUAUAGUAUCGAGAGAGUGGUUUUUUUUUUUUUUUUUUUUUCGCCCUUGAAUUCUAAAAUUCAUAGAUGUUUUACCUUUUCUUUUUGGAUGUUUUUCAGUUUUUAGUGAGCUGCUGGAAGUUGUUUUCUUUGUUAUAUAAUCUCAAUUUUCUUUUCUGGCCUCGAAACUGUACCAUCCUUGUGAUUUUAUCAUUAAUAUAAACAUGAAGUUUUGAAUAAUAUAACAAGAUUCG